UUUGUAAGUUGAAGACGCGUUUUCGUGGUCGUUUAAAAAAUCGCGAGUCCACGCGACGCUGAGCCCUGCGAAAUAAAAAUUUUCCCCUCAUGCCCAAUGCCCUGCUAGCUCCAGCAGAUGUGCAUGGCCUCACCUAUCGAGGAUUUAUAGAGAUUAAUAAUGAAGAACACUAUAUUGAAAUACAGCAAGUGUCGCCGUCAACUUUGACAGGCGCGAAGCUCUAUGGCAGUCCAAAGUUGAGACGAUUACUCCACACGCAUAAUAAGACAAUACUACAGCAAAUGAGCCAUGCCUCUAACAUACGAAUGUUCCUAAGUGAUCUGACGAAUUUACUGGAGAGAAAAUCCCAAAACGCGGAAGCCCAGGAACAAGAAGUUUCGAAAAAAGUCGCAACCAUGUCCACAAAACAAUAUGAAAUACUCCUCAGUCAACUGAAUACUAUUGGAAUGGAAAAUGUAGUCUACAUGGACCCAGGCUUGAAGUCCUUCCACCUAUCAAUACGGGAUUCAUCUGGUCGACAGCAUAUUGUUUAUAUCGAUCUUCCUGAAGGCAGUCAUAUAUAUCCGCUCAAUGUCAUUGCAGAGCUGCCGUGCGAGAUGCCAACGUUUAGUGUCAAGACCAAUAUACCCACAGUUAUAUCCGCCAUCCGAGACAUAUUGAACGACUACCAAAAGCUAUUUGACGAAUUGGACAACUUGGAUGCCAACUCCUGGGUAUUAGACCCUGUGCGGCCUACUCGACGAGAUACACAGCGACGACUAGCACUUGGUCAUCACUGCACACUUCAUCUUGAGAUCAAACACACCAAAAACCCGUGUGAAGCACCUGACUUGCAGUUAUUUGGCGCCGAGUCACGCAUUGCAGUGUGGAAGGAGGCUAUAAACCGCAACAUGGCAGCAUGGGAUGGGUCCAAACCCUUGCUCGACAAUAUACUUCGAGUAUUAGAACUGCCAAAAUUGCCACAGAGGGACAAUUUUGGCGACAACUCGGCUGACGUUGAAUGUGGUAUCUGCUACGCCUACCACCUUAACACACCCGACACUAGUGCUACCACCAAGACGCCAGAAAAGGAACAAACGCCAUCUUUGAUUUGCAACAACGAGACAUGUGGUCGUGCAUUCCACCAUCGUUGUAUGUACGAAUGGUUACGAUCAGUGCCGACGACUCGGCAAAGUUUCGACGUUCUAUUCGGGUUUUGCCCAUAUUGUAACCAGGACAUCACCAGCAAAGUCAUAUUAUUGUAAACAGCCCCUUAGACAUAUAUACCCGCCAGGUUGCAGUACAUUUGUGCCCAGUUUGGGCAUGGUAAAUAAGAUACAGCUACUUGAAGCAGCAAAUAUUAAGCACUGUUUGAUUGUAACCAAUCUAGCCUGUAUAUACUUUGUGCUGCUGUGAUUAUUCUACUUAUUAUUGUGAAUAAACUGUAUGGCUCAGCAUUGUAUAAAAUGCUACUUUGACUCGAUAUUUAA
Molecule: messenger RNA, 1469 nt
Organism: Umbelopsis ramanniana AG
Lineage: Eukaryota; Fungi; Mucoromycota; Umbelopsidomycetes; Umbelopsidales; Umbelopsidaceae
Exons: 8
Coding region: 90-1244 (384 amino acids)
Biological process (GO): protein monoubiquitination; interstrand cross-link repair
Cellular component (GO): nucleus; Fanconi anaemia nuclear complex
Molecular function (GO): ubiquitin protein ligase activity
Source: RefSeq, a predicted model, not a curated record